This is a messenger RNA of Mycena citricolor, 1926 nucleotides long. The record is from the annotation of a GenBank genome assembly. Lineage: Eukaryota; Fungi; Basidiomycota; Agaricomycetes; Agaricales; Mycenaceae.
GCUCUUCUUUCUCUGCUUCUCAAAGUCCUCACUGCUCCUCCGCUCGACGCUCGCUACGGCUUUCGCUGAAAAGGACGAGUCGCAAGCAGAGAGUCUAGCUAAUACCCCGGGCCUCGCGCUGCUAUACCCCGCGAACAGGAGGCGUGUGCCGAGACGCUGGAAUGGAGCCGGGAAAACCGGAGAAUCUGAGCAGCGCAAAUGGGACUGUGAACGGCCACGCGAGGUCGAUUGCUGCCACCACCAAGCAGCAACCGAAAGCGAAAGCAGGGCCGCGUUUCUGCGGCCUUCGCACGGUGACUACCACCACCGACAUCCCCGCCUCCCUACCCCCGCCCUCCUCCCUGCCUCCACCGCCCCCCGCCGCACGACGCGGGUUCAACUUCGCGAAGACCGUCGCCUCCUCACGGGACCGCGCGCGUGCCCGGCGCAAUCGGCAGACCCCGCAGCCGUGGGCGGUGCGCAAGCUCAUGGUGCCGCUCACGUCCGCGAUCAUGGUCUACACCGCGUAUGUGUUCUGCGGGCGGCUCGCGCCGCGGAUCGGGCGAGCGAAGGGGAUCGGGCUGGGUCUAGGGUUUGCUGUGCUCUGGCUUUGGAUGGUGUGGGCGUAUGUGAAGGUUGUUAUUACGCCCCCCGGGAAUGCACGCGAUUACGUAUCUCAGUCGCCGCAGCCGCUUUUCCCGAUCCAGCCGACUCCCAUGUCGCCCAACACACCCCCUCAGAACCGAGCGACAGACAACGCCGCGACGUACGAUACCGAUGACGAAUCGGAUCUGGACGACGCUGCACUGGCGGAAUUAGAAGCCGGACGUAUCGGCGGGCCAGCAUACAACACCAUGCAGAGCCCGAUCCAGAUUCCCAUCCCGAUCGCGAACUCUGGCCCGCCAACCUCUGAGACCGCCGCCGUCGACGCUGCCCCACCACCCGGCAAGAUCCCGGCGCGCACACCCCGGGGCCGGCAUCCUCCGACGACACCAGUGCUUCUGCCCCAACACCGGUGGUGCGGCAAGUGCCAGAUUGUGAAGCCCUACCGGGCACACCAUUGCCGGGUGUGCGGGACGUGCAUCCUCAAGUACGACCACCACUGUCCCUGGAUCGGGCAGUGCGUCGGCGCGCGGAACCACAAGUUCUUCCUGAACUUCUGCGUCGCAGCGGGAUGCCUCACGGCGUAUACGUUCGGCAGCCUGCUGGCGUUCAACGUCGGGGAGAGUGGUGUCGAUGCGCAGGAGCUCGUGAUCAUAGUCCUAUCGGCGCUGUUCUUGCUCUUCACGAGCUCGCUGUCGGUCGCGCACGGGCGGCUGAUAUCCCACGCGCAGACGACAGUCGAGAGCAUCAAGGUGCGCACGCUGCGCGAGAAGGAGGCGGCACAGUUGGGGGUCGAUGGCUGGCAGUGCUGGGAAGUCGGCGCGAAACAGCGCGUUAAGCGCAGCUACGACGCCGAGUGGGGUAACCCGGACACCGAGGGGAACAUCUGGUGGCCAGGCUCUCGACGCGGAGCAUGGGAGGACGUGAUGGGGCAUGCUUGGCUAGGGUGGAUAUUGCCGGUAGGUAGGCCGCUGGGUGAUGGCUUGGAUUAUAAGCCUAACCCACGCUUCGAUGAGCAGGGUCGGUGGAGGAGGCGGAGCGAGUGGCCGGGUGGUCUACGGGGGGGAUGACGAUGAUACUUCGCUGCAUCUACAUUGUCUAUAUAGGUGCUGCAAGCACACUACAUUCUCGGAAGCCCAAGCUGCACACCAAGUCCUGGGGAGACCAAGCCAAUGUCCGCAGGACAGCAGGAGAUCUGCCAUGAUGACAAGGCCGGCGAGAAGAAUACUUACCGGCAUCCCCUCAUCUGUAGAGAUCGCUGCGGUCGAACGACCUGCCAGGUGCCAUGGUGGGGGCCGUCACACGUGACCGAUGUUGACAUGAGAGAUGCUUCUGAUCCUGAGA